This is a messenger RNA of Linum tenue, 129 nucleotides long. Lineage: Eukaryota; Viridiplantae; Streptophyta; Magnoliopsida; Malpighiales; Linaceae. The record is from the annotation of a GenBank genome assembly.
AUGAUAAAAAAGCCAUCUAUUUUCAUUUGGUAUUUUGGCUUAAAUUCUUUGAUUCCUCGAUACUCAAUCAAAUCUUCUUUUUUUUUGUUUAUGAUUGAAUGUACAUCUAAAGCUCCGGGAAAAGCAUGA